AUGAAUGAUUCUCGGCAAAAAGGACACAAAGCAUGUUUUGCACAAUUCAGACUACAGAAUGAACUUGAUUCUCUGCACCAUCUUUCUGCAACAAAGCUAUUAAUGGUUGAUGCAGACGAUGGAUGGUGUGCACAAUUUGAAUACACAAUGAUGGUUUUUGAGGGAAUAUAUGAAGGAAGAGUAUUAAGGUUUAUGGUGAAGAUCCCCUGCGAAUAUCCAUUUAAAUCACCAAAGGUGAUAUGCCUGGAUCGUGUAUUUCAUCCUAAUAUAGAUGAAAAUGGAAAUUUGUGUAUGGAAAUUCUAAGGUUGGGAUGGAAACCUAUUUAUGGACUUGAAUGUAUACUUGCAAACCUGCAUGUGAUAUUUGUUGAUAUAUCUGCAGAGGAUGCAUUGAAUACAUGUGCAGGGCGCUUACUAGAUUCUGAUUAUGACAAAUUCGUAAGAAUUGCAAAGGGAUCUGAAGAUCCUUAG
Molecule: messenger RNA, 471 nt
Organism: Ordospora colligata OC4
Lineage: Eukaryota; Fungi; Microsporidia; Ordosporidae
Product: ubiquitin-protein ligase
Exons: 1
Coding region: 1-471 (156 amino acids)
Biological process (GO): protein neddylation
Cellular component (GO): nucleus
Molecular function (GO): NEDD8 transferase activity
Source: RefSeq, a predicted model, not a curated record